Drosophila kikkawai is the source of this 2040-nucleotide messenger RNA. RefSeq names its product alpha-(1,3)-fucosyltransferase C (gene FucTC). Gene Ontology annotation, cellular component: membrane. Gene Ontology annotation, molecular function: fucosyltransferase activity. NCBI's taxonomy places the organism in Eukaryota, Metazoa, Arthropoda, Insecta, Diptera, Drosophilidae. The record is from RefSeq and is a predicted model, not a curated record.
AAGCACAUGUCGAUGGCUGUUCGAUCGGCUCGGUUCGUUCUUGGCGGUUGGCGCUGCCCGCUGCUGCUCCUCCUCCUAGUCCUCGUUGCCACACUGGUGAUCCUGCAUCGUGUGGUCCAGUCGCCACUGCUCAAUCAAUAUGAGAUAUUGCACAAGCACCUGGAGAAGACAGCUGCAUCAUCUGCAUCAUCAUCAUCAUCUUCGUCUUCGUCCACACGUAGCAUCCUCUUGUGGAGCGAGUUCUUUGGUGAUCCACGCUGGAAGCUCUCCUGGGACACUCUUGGACCUCAGGAGCUGCGCGAAGAGCUCCAUUGUCCUGUAUACCAAUGUGAGGUGACCAAUCAGCAUGAUUUCCUGCCCGCCGUGGAGCUCUACGAUGCCGUUGUCUUUCAUGCCGCGGAGAUGUUUCCUCUGACUCUAGAGCGAGUGCCCGCCAAGAGGAGCCAACGGCAGGCGUAUGUCUUUGCCUUGAUGGAGCCACCGGGAGAGACGAAACAUCGUUUGGAUGACGAGCAGGGUUUCUAUAAUCUCACCAUGACAUAUCGCUUGGAUUCGGAUGUGGUGUGGCCCUAUGGACAGAUUGUGGAUAUUGAAACGGGUGCCGUGGUGGCACCCAGUCCAAAUCCAAGUUGGAGACGGCCACCGGGGGUGGUGGGUGGUUAUAACGACACGGAGGUAUAUGAUCUCUGGGCGAGUAAGACCAAGAUGGCCGCUUGGUUUGUUUCCCACUGCGAGACGCUGUCAAAGCGAGAGGAACUGGCCAAGAGGCUGCAGGAGUACUUUCAGGUGGAUAUCUAUGGAAAGUGUGGAACACUCAGCUGCGCUCGCGGUGAUCCAUACUGCGACGAGAUGCUGGACACGGACUACCUGUUUUACCUGGCUUUUGAGAACUCGCUGUGCGAUGACUACGUGACCGAGAAGCUUUUCGAUGCCCUUCGCCGGAACAUCGUCCCAGUGGUCUUUGGCGGAGCGGAUUACUCUCGCAUUCUACCGCCGCACUCCUACAUCGAUGCGAAUCGCUUCGAGACCAUCUCGGAUCUGGCCCUGCACAUGAACUUUGUGGGCGGCGAUGCCUCGGAAUAUGCUAGCUAUUUCUGGUGGCGGCGUCACUACCGUCUGGGCAGUACCUCGCCCUUCUGCGAACUCUGUGCCCGCCUCCAUGAGCCGGGAUUCAGCCACAAAUCACAGUCCUACAAUGACAUUCAGGCCUGGUGGUUCAACAGUUGUCGCCUGGAGAGUAACCUUAAGUGGUGAACAAAAACACGACAUCGAGCGGGAUGGAGAUAUAUAUGUAUAUAUAUAUAUCUAUUGUAUAUAGUCGGUGAAAGAGAGCGAGAGGCUCAGCGGAAAUCGGAGUGUCUUGUGUGUACGUGUGGUUGUGCUUUUGGUUUACUUUUUUGGCCUAAACAAACAUUGGCCGACAUGUCAAAUUGUUAACCACCGCGUUCUUUUCGGUACUCGGUACUUGGUACUUAAUAAGAUAAGAUAUACGUAUUUAUGAAUAGGGUUAUAUAUAUGAUUUGAUAGUGCUAAUGGGGACACGCGUGACUCACCCACCUGCUCGCCCACCGAUUUUAAUUGCGAUCACUAUCGGGGGUUUGGCAAACGGUAUUGGUUUAUUUAUAUAUAUAAAGUUUUAAUUUACAGGUUAAAUUUCUGAAUGUCUAGUUAGAGUUAAUGCUCGCUGUAAAGUGUAGGAAAUUAAAGAAAAUUUAACUUAACUUGCUAAAACUAUUAUAAAUAAUAUAUAUGGUAUAUACACCAUGUAAACUUAAUACAAAAUGAAUUGUAAUUAAAAUGCAUUGUUUUGAAAUUAUAUACAUAUAUCAUUCUUUUAAAUAUACAUAUAUUUUAUAAGGACAUUUUUUUGAAAUAAAUCAAUUUACCAUCAAGCCUUUCAUUGAUAAAUUUAUCAAUUCACUGAUAAAUUUACCCAUGCUAAGUAAUUUUCUUGAUAAAUUCACCAAUGGCAUGUAAUUUUAUAUAUUCACCAUUUGGUGAGUUGCUUUUUCAUUAAAUUCACAAAUUUUCCUUAAUAAA